CAUACAUUUCCAUCACUCACCAAAUUGUAACAAUUAAAAAAAUUACAAUGAAUAUGAUCUUAGCCAUUUUCUUCAUUUGCUCAACCCUUAGUUGCAUGAAUAUUUCCCUAGCACAAAACUCUCCUCAAGAUUUUCUUGAGGUACAUAAUCAAGCUCGAGAUGAGGUUGGUGUUGGUCCACUUUAUUGGGAGCAAACCCUUGAAGCCUAUGCUCAAAAUUAUGCAAACAAGAGAAUCAAAAAUUGUGAGCUUGAACACUCUAUGGGCCCUUAUGGUGAGAACCUUGCUGAGGGUUAUGGUGAAGUGAAUGGUACGGAUUCAGUGAAGUUUUGGCUAAGUGAAAAGCCUAAUUAUGAUUAUAACUCUAACUCUUGUGUUAAUGAUGAGUGUGGGCAUUAUACUCAAAUUAUUUGGCGUGAUUCUGUUCAUCUUGGUUGUGCUAAGUCCAAAUGUAAGAAUGGUUGGGUUUUUGUCAUUUGUAGCUACUCACCACCUGGAAAUGUUGAAGGAGAACGACCAUAUUGAUUUUCUUUUAUAUAUAUAUAUAUAUAUAUAUUUCCGUUAACUAGUAAUAUCUGGCCUGCUGUUGCUUGUAUUGUUGCCACUCAAAAAAGUUAUUAUUAUAAUUUCUAAUAAGCAAUGAUAAUGUAUAUUUUUUUGUCUUA
Molecule: messenger RNA, 664 nt
Organism: Medicago truncatula (barrel medic)
Lineage: Eukaryota; Viridiplantae; Streptophyta; Magnoliopsida; Fabales; Fabaceae
Product: basic form of pathogenesis-related protein 1
Exons: 2
Coding region: 48-524 (158 amino acids)
Cellular component (GO): extracellular region
Source: RefSeq, a predicted model, not a curated record